Zygotorulaspora mrakii is the source of this 1317-nucleotide messenger RNA. RefSeq names its product Fth1p (gene FTH1). The transcript has a single exon. Bases 1 to 1317 code for a protein of 438 amino acids. Gene Ontology annotation, cellular component: fungal-type vacuole membrane; plasma membrane; high-affinity iron permease complex. The record is from RefSeq and is a predicted model, not a curated record. Gene Ontology annotation, biological process: iron ion transmembrane transport. NCBI's taxonomy places the organism in Eukaryota, Fungi, Ascomycota, Saccharomycetes, Saccharomycetales, Saccharomycetaceae. Gene Ontology annotation, molecular function: ferrous iron transmembrane transporter activity.
AUGGGGUUUGAAAACUAUUUCUCUUUUCAGAUUUUCUUUAUAUUUCUCAGGGAAUCGUUGGAGAUUGUUGUGAUCAUCUCCAUCCUGUUAACCAUUGUGAGGCAAGCGCUAUCUAUCAGUGACGAUGAAGACGACAGUUUGACGAGCAGCAGCGGCCCCGGAUCAGCUGCGCAGAGCAUGCCGCUUACAUUAGAGGAAGAAGAAGAAGUAUAUGAGUUUUCUGAGCAGUUGCGACAACAGAAUCAGGACCAAACUCAAACUCAUACUAAUGCCGUUGAAAAUUCAAAACUUUACUCUAAGCUUAAAGUUCAAAUUAUCUCAGGCGGUGCUCUUGGGUUGCUGAUAUGCUUAGUUAUCGGUGGCGCCUUUAUCGUAGUUUUUUAUCAUAUCGGUACUGACCUGUGGUCUGCCAGUGAGCAUUAUUAUGAGGGUGCACUGAGUUUAAUAGCCUCGGUAAUCAUCUCAGUUAUGGGUUUGUUCUUUUUAAGGAUGGGUAAGCUAAGAGAAAAAUUCAGAAUUAAACUUGCUUCCAUCAUCUAUUCGGAUAAGAAUAUGUUGAAAAAUGUAAAUGGUAGCAAAGCUGCUAAGUUCAGUGAGAGAUAUGCAUUUUUCAUUCUUCCUUUCAUCACGGCACUCAGAGAAGGUUUGGAGGCAGUUGUGUUUAUUGGUGGAGUUGGUCUUGAUCAACCACUAUCGUCAAUUCCUUUAUCAAUGGCAUCUGCUGCCAUUAUUAGCGGAUUUUUUGGAUACUUUUUUUUCAGAUAUUCGGGGUCUCUUUCAUUGAAGAUAUGUUUGGUUGUUGCAACCUGCUUUUUGUAUUUAAUCGCGGCUGGGUUAUUUUCAAAAGGUGUUUGGCAGCUUGAGGUUCAAGAUUAUGUCAACAAGUGUAAUGGGCAAGAUAUGGCUGAAGUUGGAAACGGACCAGGUUCCUAUGAUAUUUCAAGAUCUGUAUGGCAUGUCAAUUGUUGCAAUGGGGAAAGAGAUGGACUUUGGAUGAUCUUGACAGCAAUUUUCGGAUGGACCAACAGUGCAACUUAUGGAUCUGUGAUCAGCUACAAUUUAUAUUGGCUAGCGAUAAUCAUUGUCAUUAGGGUUUUGAAAACUGAGGAGCACGGUUACAUAUCACAUCUACCUCUAUUCAUGCAAAAGAGGCGUUUGUUAAAAAGACUUAAUAUCGCAAAAGCCUCCUUGGAGUUGAAAUCAUCUUCGGCAAAGCAUAUUUCUUCUCCUCUCUCAGCGCCCAGAAAUUCUGAGGAUAGUUCCACACCGUUAGUCAACGGUCAAAUAGAACCUAGUUACGCGCUUGCUUCUGCAUAA